Molecule: messenger RNA, 7836 nt
Organism: Daldinia childiae
Lineage: Eukaryota; Fungi; Ascomycota; Sordariomycetes; Xylariales; Hypoxylaceae
Product: Lovastatin diketide synthase LovF
Exons: 13
Coding region: 1-7836 (2611 amino acids)
Biological process (GO): fatty acid biosynthetic process; secondary metabolite biosynthetic process
Molecular function (GO): 3-oxoacyl-[acyl-carrier-protein] synthase activity; phosphopantetheine binding; oxidoreductase activity
Source: RefSeq, a predicted model, not a curated record
AUGGCGGAACACACAGACACAUCAAGCACCCGAUCGUUGUCGGAGUCGGCAGGAUCCGGGGAUAUUGCUAUCGUGGGCCUCUCCUUCAAGCUACCCCAGGAUGCCGACGACGACGCUACGUUCUGGAAUAUCCUGGAGAACAGACGGAACCUGAUGACAGAAUGGCCAGAGUCGCGCGUAAAGACUGGUUCUUUCUUGGACAACCCGCGCCAUAAGUUUCAAGGCCGAGGUGCGCAUUUCCUCAAUACCGAUGUGGGGGUUUUCGACGCCCCGUUCUUCUCCGUCACGGCGAAGGAAGCGGCAUCUAUGGAUCCAAUGCAGCGGUGGACCCUGGAGGCAUCUUACCGUGCAUUUGAAAAUGCUGGAAUCCCGGCCGAGAAGAUCAGGGGGUCGCGCACCGCAGUUUUCUCCGCCUCCAUGUUAGAAGACUACACUAGAAUGGUAACCGUGGAUCCCGAUAACAUCGAGCGCACGGCCCUUACCGGGAGCUUAGUCGCUUCUAUAAUUGCAAAUCGUGUUAGUUGGUAUUUUGACCUACAUGGUCCUAGCAUCCAUGUCAAUACGGCAUGUUCGAGUAGUUUGGCAGCUGUUGAUAUAGCCUGCAAAGCUAUCCAGAGCGGCGAUGCAGAAUGUGCGCUCGUUACUAGCGCCAAUUUUCUUCUCGAUCCAGCAAUCGUCCAAUUAUUAUCUGAUCAGAAUUUCUUAUCUCCGGACGGUGUAUGCCGCAGUUUCGACCACCGCGCAAAUGGAUACGCAAGAGGAGAGGGCGUUAUUGCCCUUGUGCUUAAACCUAUAUCUUCCGCAGUUCGGGACGGAGAUAUGAUCCGUGCCGUCAUCAGAUCGACGGGCUCGAACCAAGAUGGGUAUACACCAAUAAUGACCCAGCCCAGUUCUCAAGCACAGGAGGACUUGAUUCGUCAUGUGUAUCAACAGGCCAAUUUAUCCUUUGACCAGACCCGUUAUGUAGAGGCCCACGGGACCGGUACGCCUGUGGGUGACCCGAUUGAAAUGAAAGCUCUAGGUCGGGUCUUUCGAGAAUAUCGAUCUGCCGAAGAGCCUCUUUACGUUGGUAGCGUAAAAGCGACAGUUGGACAUCUGGAAGGAGCCAGCGGCCUCGCCGGGAUCGUAAAAUCGAUUUUAAUCUUAGAGAAGGGCAUAAUCCCUCCCAACCCUCUCUUUGAAAAGAUGAACCCCGCUAUCGAUGCCGACUUCUAUCACACUGCUGUCCCUACUCAAAAAGUAGCGUGGCCGGGCUCGGGCCUGCGCCGGAUAUCGGUCAACUCGUUCGGGUUUGGGGGUGCUAACACGCAUGUUAUUCUAGAUGACGCGCUCCAUUACUUACAACAUUAUAACCUAGCUGGAAAUCACCAUACUGCUUCUGUUCCUGGGGUAAACGGAAAAAUCCACACCAACGGUAACGGCAUUGUCAACGAUGUUACCGAUAUCAAUGAAACAGUCCUUAUUGACAAACCAACUAAUGGUAAUGGGGCGGAUUAUACGAAUGGGACGAACUAUUUCAACGGAACAAUUCCUAUCCACGGAAUAGAUUCCUUGUUAAAUAGCCCUGUGACGCCCCAGAAGCUUGAUACUGGCUUACCCAAAUUACUAGUGUGGUCAGCCGCCGACGAAAAGGCUGCCAAGCGUAUGAUGGAGUCUUAUCAGACAUUCUAUGAAAAGAAUGUCUUCAGAAAUUCGACCAAGCUUGAUCGCUUAGCCUAUACGCUGGCUGUCCGGCGAAGCCAGAUGUUGUGGAGGACAUUCGCCAUAGACGAACCGGAGGGCCCAGCCGUGACGAAAUUAUCAUUCUCAAAGCCUGUACGAAGCGCAUCCCCGGCGGAGCUAGGCUUUGUGUUUACUGGCCAGGGAGCACAGUACGUCGAUAUGGGUUGGGAUCUAAUCCAGUACCCCGUAUUUGCAGAGACAUUACGGCAGAUCGAUGGUGUUUAUGAAAGCUUAGGAUGCAAAUGGUCGAUCUUUGAUGAGCUACGCUCUAGCGCAAAUAUCAACAAGCCCCAAUAUAGCCAGCCAUUGUCUACGGCGGUCCAAAUCGCUUUGGUAGAAUUACUCAACAGUUUCGGAAUUAGGCCCCGAGCCGUAGUUGGCCACUCCUCAGGCGAAAUCCCUGCUGCCUACGCUAUCGGUGCCUUAUCCUUACAGUCCGCCUGCAAAGUCGCCUACUACAGAGGACAGCUUGCCGGAAAACUUAAGGACGCUAACUCUGAUUCCCCAGGUGCCAUGAUGUCCAUCAACUUGGCAGAGGAUCAAGUACCGGAAUAUGUGGAGAAGGUCAAGACAGCGAAUGUUGGGGGCUCGAUUUGCAUUGCUUGUGUCAACAGUCCCUUUAACUGUACGCUAUCGGGCCUUGAAGCGGAUAUUGACUUGAUUAAAGCACAGGCCGACCAGGAUGGUAUCUUUGCGCAAAAGCUUAAGACUGGAGUUGCGUACCAUUCGAGCUCGAUGCAAGCUAUCGCCGACGAGUAUCGCUCGCUGAUGGGAAGCCUUGAGGGCGUAGACCGUCAAAAUCUUAAAGUUCCGGCUCAAAUUCUCAUGAUCUCAUCGGUUACAGGAGAGGCUAUUAUUCCGGCUGUAUUAGCUACGGCACAGUACUGGGUUGAUAAUAUGGUGCAUGCGGUCCGGUUUGCUGACGCUAUAAGUGCUCUAGCGCAGGAAUUGCCGAAUAUGAAGGUUACGGACCUGAUUGAGGUUGGUCCUCAUCCUGCCCUGCGUCGGCCGGUGCAAGACACUCUAGGUAAGAAGGGUGACGCUGCCAAAAUUCGCUACUUCAGUCCUCUGCACAGGUCUCAGUCAGCUGUUCGGACCAUGUUGGAACUAGUAGGGCAACUGUUUUGCUUCGGACAUGGCGUUUCGAUAACGACAGCCAACCAACAGGCAGCUCAGAAGAAGUUGCCUUUUCUUGUUGACUGCCCUGAAUAUCCCUUUAACCAUUCGCAAAGAUACUGGGCCGAAUCGCGCAUCUGCCGAGAUUAUAGACUCCGCGAGCCCGUUCAGGGAGAACUUCUCGGAGUACGCGUAUCAGAUUGGAAUCCCCUGGAGCCUCGCUGGAGGAAUUUCUGGAGCGUCGAAACAUCUCCUUGGAUUGGGCACCAUAAGGUUGGUGGAACAGUGCUCUUCCCAGCAGCAGGAAUGCUUGUUAUGGCUAUAGAAGCUGUACAGCACAUGAUACCUUCAAAUCGCGUCGUAACAGGUUAUCUCUUUGAAAAGGCCGAAUUUAUCAGCGCUAUCAUCGUGCCGGAAGAUUGGGAGGAUCGUACGGAAACGCAGUUCCAUCUACGGCCGAGAAAAAGGCAAGCGAGCGAAAAGGAUGCAUCGGCGUGGUUCGACACAACAAUUUACUCGUAUACACGUGGCCAGUGGACCGAAUCUUUCCGGGCAAGUAUUCAAGUUGGAUUCCGCGAUUCGUCAGAGACAGACAACAGAGAAAGAAUGCUGGCCGAUGAAAGCGUUCGAGUCCAAUAUAGUGACGCAGCGGAUGACUGCGAUCGACCUUUAGAUUCACAAGUCAUGAUCCGCGAAGCCGCCGACUUGGGAUUCCAAUUCGGAGAAUGGUUCCAGCAGACCCAGGACGUUCGUUGGGAUGGAAAGGCGACGGCACUCGCGCGUGUCGAUGUUUCUAAGCCGAAAUACCAGACUCGCAGUUUGGUCCACCCGGUAGUACUAGACGCAGGCUUUAUGGCUCUACGAGUUAGUGGGGGUCAGCAGCCAACCCUCAAUGUCCCCAAGCGCUUAUCGAAUGCUUGGUUCUCGGCUCUUGGUUGGCAGCACCCACAAACAAGUUGGGUCCGGUGGAUGGCUGCAUCGACGUCUACUUUGAGUGGGUGGCAAGCUGUUGGUCACGGAGAGCAGGGCAGCCUAGCCGCUCUGGCUGACGAUGGGACCGUUUUGUGCACCAUAGGGGAGGCUAAGACGGUAGCCAUGUCUACCGACACGGGAGGCAAAGAGAAGAAGCUGCUCUAUAAUGUCGAGUGGAAACCUCAAAUGAAUCUACUAGACCAAGAGCAACUAGCACUUGUAUGCGCUGCUAAUAAUUUCCCAAGGGACGAAACCGUCCUCGUGUCGAGCUACUCCAAAAUGCGUUCUACGUUAGACCUAGUUGUUGGUCACGCCCUGAAACGGUUGGACUAUACCAAGGUGCCUGACAGCCUACGCCGUCAUGUCGAAUGGAUGGAGCACCACGUCAAGGGCCUACCACCAUCACAGCAGGAAGACAUAGAGAAAAUCAGGGAUGCUGAGCUUGAAGACCGACUAUGCGAAGUAGAGACUGUACUUCCAUCGUGGAAGCUGUACACGGCUUGUGCGCGCAAAAUAAUAGAUAUGCUGGAGGGAGAGAUAGACCCGCUCCAGGUCGUAUUUGGCUCCGGGCUGGCCGACAGUUUUUACGCCGACCUGUUCCAAGACCUCUGCAACGAUGGCCGGUUUGCCGCCUUGUUGGACAUAGCUUCACACGAGAACCCAGCGCUUCGUAUCAUGGAGGUCGGCGCCGGGACGGGAGGUAUGACUGGGCACGUGCUAAAGAUGUUACAGGAGCGGGAGAAACGACUUGGUGCGCCUAGUUUCGCCCACUACACAUACACGGAUAUUUCACCCGCCUUCUUUGAGCGAGCAGGUAGACGCUGGCCUGAGCUUCAGAGUCGCAUGAAUUUUAAGACCUUCGAUAUGGACUACGAUCCCACUACCCAGGGGUUCGAGCCCGGCUCUUACGACUUGAUUUUUGCCGCUAGUGUUGUGCACGCUACCCCUGACCUGGAGCGCGCCAUCCGUCACAUACGCAGGGCUCUAAAGCCUGGUGGUCGUCUCGUGUUAAUCGAGGUUAUUAAUCCAGCUGAGAUUAUCAUCAACUUCAUGGCUGGCUUAGUACCUGGCUUCUGGGUCGCUCGCGAGGAUUGGCGUCCUCAUUCUCCAGCUGUACCCGAAGCUAUUUGGGACAAAUGCUUACGAGCUAAUGGCUUCUCUGGUAAUGAUCUGAUUAUGCGCGACUACCAGAGCGAUGUAUGUCAUGUGAUGAGUACUAUCGUGUCUACAGCGGUAGAAGCCGAAGACACCACUCAGUCAACAACAAAGCCUGGUCGCCUUAUUCUUGUCAUAGACACACAACAGCCUGGCGAUGACCAACAACAGCUGGCGGAUGCAGUGCUUAGCAGCAUUAACUCUGAAGGUAACCGGCAAGCAACUAUCUGUGCAUUUGCCUCGGACGAGCUUUCUAAGGAGCUAGAGGUUGUAACCAGGGAUGAUAUUGUCGUUUGCCUUGCUGAAGUGAAUAACAGACCAUUGCUUACAAGCCUUUCCGGGGAGGGCUUUACAUGCCUCAAGACAAUAAUUGGGCGGGCGCCUCGACUACUCUGGGCCACAGCGACAAACACCAAUAACGAACAGUAUCCCGACCAUAGCUUCCUACAGGGUUUCGUUCGAUCUAUUCGAGCUGAACAACCUGAUAGUCAAAUUGUGACCAUAGCUAUCGAGAAUGAGGUAGACGCGACGAAAUGCUCCUCUUUUAUUGCAAAGGCUUUCCAGGCUUCGUUUGAUUCGUCAUCCAAAGAGCUCGAGUAUAUCGUCAGAGACAAUUUGCUUUUGACUGGUCGGGCUGUCGAAGAUGUAGAAAGAAACGAAACGAUGCGAUCCCUUCUCUUCCCGAAACUACAGCAUAAGUCUUGGGCUGAGGCACCUGCCGUGCAGCUCUCAGCAAAUGGCAGCAACAGUCUCGACUCUUUACAAUUUGUCCUGGACACUGAAUAUGGGACUGACAUCGCUCCCUAUGAGGUUGAAAUCGAGGCUAAGGUUUGGGGAUUGAGUGACCAAGACGUUCAGGCGGCCCUUGGGAACCAAGAAGGUAACCAAGAUUCGUUAGGAGCUGAUUGUGCUGGUGUCGUUACUCGGGUUGGCCGUGCUUGUACCUUGUUCCAACUCGGAGAUCGUGUCUGCAUGGUGAAGCCUGGUUGCAUGCGCAAGUUCCCUCGCGCUCUGGAAACAAGCGUAUUCAAACUGCCCGAUUCGCUAUCAUUCGAACAUGUUACCUCUAUACUCGCUCCUGGUAUGGUGGCAUACCACGCCCUUGUCGAUAUCGCCAGGAUACAGCAGGGUGAUAAGAUUCUUAUCCAUUCAGCUGCAGGUAGUAUGGGACAGCUAGCCAUUCAGGUUGCUAAGAAGCAAGGUGCCGAUAUCUUUGCUACUGCAUCAUCGCCUGAAGCGAAGAAAUUCCUAGUGAAAACGUAUAAUAUUCCUGAAAACCGCAUUUUUAGCCAAAACGCCCUAUUCGCGAAAGGGGUAAUGCGCGCCACACGGGGAUAUGGCGUCGAUAUUGUGUGGAACUCGCUGGCGGGCAGCGAUGAAUUACAGGCUUCAUGUGAAUGCAUAGCUCCUAAUGGACAUUUCCUCGAGAUCGGCCGCGGCAACAUGACAGCAAAUACCACGCUACCUAUGGCACUAUUUGCCAAAAAUAUCACAUUCUCGGUGGUCGAUAUUACACGCUUGAAACCGAGAACUACAGUUAAGCUACUCGAAAGCACAGUGCAGCUGCUGAGUGAGGGAAAUAUUCAGUACCCUCAGCCGUUGCGCGUGUUUGAAGCGAAGGAUAUUCAACAGGCUUUCGAGCAGCUGCAGGAUGGCGGAGAGAUUGGUCGCAUAGUCAUUCGUCCAACUCCCGAAGAGGUAGUUCCACAAUUUAUAAAGGAACAGCGUUCAUGGAGAUUUGACGAAAAUGCGUCGUACCUGAUCGCCGGCGGAUCUGGUGGUGUAGGUCGAGCAAUUACUCGGUGGAUGGUGGACAGAGGAGCCAAACAUCUAAUUCUUCCUUCUAGAUCUGGUGCCAAGUCUAAGGCUGCUGCUGAGACGGUGGCCGAGCUGAAGGCGCGUGGUGUUAAUGUCUACGCCCCAAGGUGCGACGUGUCAUCAGAAAUCAGCUUGGCUUAUGUGCUAGAGGAGUGCUCCCACACUAUGCCACGAAUUAAGGGGUGCAUCAACGCUGCUGUCGUCCUCCAAGAUGCUAUAUUCCAGAAUAGCAUGACAUAUGAGCAGUGGAAGCUUCCGAUCCGCUCCAAGGUACAGACGUCGUGGAAUCUGCACCGUCUCUUACCCCAGGAUAUGGACUUUUUCAUCCUCCUCUCGUCUCUUGCUGGUAUCAAUGGCCAAUUGGCAAGUUCUAACUACGCUGGCGGUUGUUCAUUCCAGGAUACACUAGCAGCAUACCGUAGGGCUAACGGUCAGAGGGCGCUGUCUAUCGACCUCGGCUGGAUGCGCAACGUUGGGCAGAUCUCUGAAAUUGGCGAAUAUCAACGCCAACGCCAAGAGGCCGAUGACAUGCAACAGACCGACGAUACCGAGUUGUUUGCCCUGCUAACACUGGGAUGCGACCCGACUAACCCACUCCCAAUAGAUCAGGUUCUGUUCGGUCUACGCACGCCCGCCGACGCCCUUGCCCAGGGCCGAACGCCAGCAGCUAUUCUGGACCGGCCACUGCACGCUGCUUUUUCGUACGUCGUAGGCUCCGGAUCAGGCGCAGACAGCACGAGUACAAGUAGCAAUUUAGCCCCCGACCAGCAAGCGGCGGCCCUCUUUAAUCAGGCGAAAGACUCAGAAGAGCGUAUUCAGGUUGUGUUAAAAACACUGGCGUCCAAAUUAGCUCGGGCUAUGUCUAUAGCACCUGAGGACGUCGAACCGAAUAAGCCACUAUCGGCAUAUGGUGUCGACUCACUCAUGGCUGUACAAGUGAGGAACUGGAUUAACAGAGAAUUCAGUGCCCCAGUGGGUGUAUUUGAGAUUAUGGGCGGGGUAUCCAUCACGGGCAUUGCUGAAACGGUUGUAGCAAAGAGUACGGUUGGAUAA